UCCUUCGACAGGAGUUUCCACGACAGCUGAGUAGCAGCUAAAUGCGUUUUUUUUUUCACCUGUAACAUUGAACCUUUUCAACUCCGCUGAGUCGAAGUUUCGCAAAAUGGGAGACAAGAAGAGUCCCACAAGGCCAAAGCGGCAGUCCAAGCCAUCCUCCGACGAUGGUUACUGGGACUGUAGCGUCUGCACAUUCAGGAACAGCGCUGAGGCGUUCAAGUGCAUGAUGUGUGAUGUCAGGAAGGGGACGUCAACACGAAAACCGCGGCCUGUUUCUCAGCUGGUUGCACAGCAAGUAAAUCAGCAGUUUGCACCACCCACACACUCCAAAAAGGAGAAGAAAGAAAAAUCAGACAAAGACAAGAGUGAUAAAGAACCAUCAUUGAAAAAGAAAAGCCAUAAAAAAAUGAGGCCCAGGUUAAAAAACAUAGACAGGAGCAGCGCCCAGCAUCUAGAGGUCACAGUUGGAGACUUGACUGUAAUAAUCACAGACUUUAAGGAGAAAGCCAAACCCACAUCCACUUCAACAAGUGCUGCCUCAGCAGACCUACACAGUCAAAGCGGCUCAAGCUCUGAUAACACUGAACGAGGAGUCUCCAGAUGCUCUUCGCCCCGUGGGGAAGGUUCGUCAGUCAAUGGAGAGACUCACUAACCUUCACACCCAAUUCAGCACAACUCAUUCUUCUGCACUCUCAACAGCCUCAACCAGAGAUUAAACUUCGUCAUGCACGUUUUUUAAAAAAAUACUAUAAAUGCCAAUAUGAUAGCAUUCACUUCCAUUUGGGGUUGUAUUUUUCACUGCCUUCCCAAAAUGAUAAAGAAUUCAGGAGUCAGGUUGUAUGCUGUAUGCUGAAAUCAAAGAACUGUUACAGCACAACUUACCAUGAUGAACUGAAAAAAAGCAACAGUAGCAUUAAAUCCUGGAUGUCAGUGGAAAUGUGCCACGUGUUGUGGUGGCUUGUCUUUAACACCUCAGUGUUGCAUCAGCAUUAUACUCAACUGGUCGUUGCCGCACAGAAUAAAUGAUGCAUUAUGAAAGAAAAUGUGAAGAAGUCAUCUCAGAAUUGUAGUUUAUCCUUGAAUUUUGUUAUCAUUAUUUGCACUUAAUGGCAUCCUAUGUUCAUGGUAACAUUUUUUAGCAUUAUUUCCACUUUGCUGUUAUGAGUAAAUCAUGACUCUGUUGGUUACUGGCCUUAUCCAGCUUUCCUUUUAUGGAUGCAAUAAUUGUUUCACUGUCUAACAUUUGAGUAAGAAUACUGAACAGUUAUUCUAAGUAUGCUUCUCCUUCACUUGGUAGAGUUGAGCAUGAUUUAAUCUAUAGAAUCGUUUAUAUUGUACAAUAAUGUUAAAUAAAAUAAU
Messenger RNA from Toxotes jaculatrix (banded archerfish), 1359 nucleotides. Its product is annotated as YY1-associated factor 2-like. Lineage: Eukaryota; Metazoa; Chordata; Actinopteri; Toxotidae. The transcript has 4 exons. The record is from RefSeq and is a predicted model, not a curated record. Bases 107 to 652 code for a protein of 181 amino acids. Gene Ontology annotation, molecular function: transcription coregulator activity; DNA binding. Gene Ontology annotation, cellular component: nucleus. Gene Ontology annotation, biological process: positive regulation of DNA-templated transcription.